GUGUGUGUCUGGACAGGUCUGACGGAAGGGGGGCAACCGAGGGAGAUUUUUGACCUUCAAUAUUAAAAGUCCAAUAACUCUUUAUUUGGCCGUUCUUAUAAUAAAACAAUGUACUGUUUAUUGUGAGAUCAAGCUCUUUUGGACUGGUUGGUUAUUGGUAUCGCUCUUUCAACAUCAGUUAAAUGGCUUCUUCAGUCUAUCCAUCAAAUUUCACAUAUUAUUUAAAUAUAGAUGAUGUUUUAGUACAGGGAUUUUCUGGUAUUGUAUAAACAUCCAUUUUUAAACAUCCAUUCUGAAUCUUUUUCUACCAUCUGUUAGAUAUAAUGUAUAAAAUUGUCCAUAUGAUAAAAUUAUUUUUAUAGAAAGCAGAAUGAAACAAAAAUAAUGUCAAAUUCUGUCAUUUUAACUUUAACCUUCUGAACAUUUCCCCUGAAUUGUCACACCCUUGAGGAAAAUAUGGCCUCACGAAGAAAAGGCAAGAAGAGAAAGACGGAGGAGGUUACUGAAACAAAGGAGCAACAACAUUUUGAUGCAGAACUAUCAGAUGGGGGCAGCAGAGAAGAAGAAAUGACACAGAAAAGAAAGAUAAAGGCAAAGAAAAAAUACAUAGGCGCUCACGUCUCAGUAUCAGGAGGAAUAUGGAAAGCAGUCGAAUCAAGUGUGACCAUGGGAGGUCAUGCUUUUGCUCUUUUCUUGGGCUCCCAGCGCUCCUGGACCAGACCAGCCCUUGAUCCAGCUGCUGCAGUUAAAUUUCAAAUAGCCUGUGCUCAACAUGGCUUCGAUCCGAUACACAUCCUGCCACAUGGAUCUUAUUUGAUGAACUGCGGUUCCCCUAAAGAAGAUGUGUUCAGUAAGAGCAAGUCUAUGCUUGUGGACGAACUGAGUCGCUGCAGUGCACUGGGUCUCAGCCAGUUUAACUUUCACCCUGGAGCUUCUUUGGACUCCAGCCCUGAGAAAUGCAUGGAGAAAAUUGCCCAAGCUAUUAACCACGCACACCAGCAAACCCCGGCCGUCAUUACAGUGCUUGAAAACAUGAGUGGCCAGGGCAGCACUGUAGGUGGGCAGUUCAUUGAACUGAGAAGCAUAAUAGACCGGGUGCGUGACAAGACACGUGUUGGGGUGUGUCUGGACACUUGCCAUGCUUUUGCAGCAGGCUAUGACAUUUCACCACCUGGAGGAGUAAAGAAUAUGCUUGAUGAAUUUGACCGUGUGGUUGGUUUGCAUUAUUUGAGAGCUGUUCAUUUAAAUGACUCUAAAGGAACAUUAGGCAGCCAUCUGGACCGCCAUGAAGACAUUGGACGUGGCCAAAUAGGUAUUACUGCUUUCCGAGAAAUUGUGAAUGAGCCUCGACUGGAUAAUAUCCCUCUGAUUCUAGAAACACCCGGUCGCCCAGGCUUUGAGUAUGCUGAACAGAUAGAGCUCCUUUACUCCCUUUGUGAAAAAAGGUGAAGAGUUAGACAUCUGCUGGGUGCCAGCCUCCUUGGCACCAAAGGACGAUAUUAUUGUAAAGCAUAAUAAAUAUUACCCUGAUUAUGUA
Molecule: messenger RNA, 1537 nt
Organism: Pimephales promelas (fathead minnow)
Lineage: Eukaryota; Metazoa; Chordata; Actinopteri; Cypriniformes; Leuciscidae
Source: RefSeq, a predicted model, not a curated record